UGUUUCUCCCAUUAUUGGUUCGGCCAGGCCUACAUUAUGGAUCACAAGUGCUCCAUAACGUAGGAAGAUUUAUACUCAAAUAGGCUGAUGCAUUCCGUUUCAACCAUUCGAGUAUGGAAUGAAUGGAAUGUUAGGAUCCCUUUCUGUAAAUACACAGCAUUCGGAUCAAACACAAAGAACAGAUUUAAAUUUAAAAUCGAGAAGAAAGAUUUACAUCAGAGGGCGCUGUACCAUCGAAAAAACGUCAAGUGUUUUCAGUGGCGUCGUGCGCAUGACGAUAGUGGCAAGAUGAUCCACAGUUUGUUCCUCAUCAACAAAUCUGGGGAUAUUUUUAUGGAAAAGCACUGGAAAAGUGUCAUUCAUCGGUCCGUAUGCGAUUAUUUUUUUGAUGCGCAGAGGAAAGCGGCAACUCCUGAUGAUAUCCCACCAGUUAUUGCGACCGCUCAUCACUACUUAAUCAGCAUAUAUCGCAGAAAGAUAUUUUUUGUUGCUGUAACCACGUCUGAAGUGCCUCCAUUAUUCGUUAUAGAAUUUCUGCAUCGCGUUGUGGACACAUUCGAAGAUUAUUUUGGUGACCAGCACACUGAGUUUUUGAUCAAAGAACAUUUUGUUGUUGUUUAUGAACUCUUGGAUGAAAUGUUAGACAAUGGAUUUCCUUUGGCCACCGAAUCAAACAUUCUGAAGGAAUUGAUUAAGCCACCGAAUAUACUUCGAACCAUUGCAAACACAGUCACUGGACGUUCCAACAUAAGCACCACACUUCCAACUGGCCAGUUAUCAAACAUUCCAUGGAGAAGAACCGGUGUGAAAUAUACUAACAAUGAGGCUUACUUUGAUGUCAUUGAAGAAGUUGAUGCCAUAAUAGAUAAAAGUGGAUCCAUAGUAUCAGCAGAAAUUCAAGGUUAUAUCGAUUGCUGUAUUAAAUUAAGUGGUAUGCCUGAUUUGAGUCUUUCCUUUCUUAAUCCUCGUCUAUUCGACGAUGUCAGCUUCCAUCCGUGCGUUCGCUUCCGAAGGUGGGAGUCCGAAAGAAUACUCUCGUUUGUACCUCCUGAUGGGAAUUUUAGACUCAUGUCGUAUCAUGUAGGAUCCAAUAAUAUGGUAGCCAUUCCACUUUACGUAAGACACCACAUUUGUUUUAAAGACGUGGCAGGAGGAAAAUUAGAGAUCAGUGUGGGAGCAAAACAGACGAUGGGAAAAACGGUGGAAAGUGUCGUUUUAGAAAUACCUAUGCCGAAAAGCGUCUUGAAUGUUACGUUAACUCCCACUCAGGGCAAAUACAGUUUUGAUCCUGUCAGCAAAAUCAUGGUGUGGGAAAUUGGAAGGAUUGAAAUGGGAAGAAUGCCUGGCAUCCGAGGCACUAUUAAUUUGCAGAGCGGUCUGACUGCACCAGAAUCCAAUCCUGCCAUAUCGUUGCAGUUUAUGAUCAACCAGUUGGCAGUGUCGGGAUUAAAGGUGAAUCGCCUGGAUAUGUAUGGAGAGAAAUACAAACCGUUCAAGGGAGUCAAGUAUGUCACAAAGGCUGGCCGCUUCCAGGUUCGAACUUGAAACAUCGUUCCAGACCACAAGAGAUUUGUUCGACAUGUCUGUAAAUAACUGCCAUUAUUUGUAUAAAUAUAUCAAUCUAAAUUUAAUACCAAGCAGAGAGGUUUAUUUGAAACUGUAAUGAUGGGGGAAUGUAUUUGUGUAUAGAUGAAGAGAAAGAAGAUUCAUUGGUUGUGUAAACUACGGUAAAAAAAAAAUUAAUUGUAAUAAUAAAAUCAUUGUGAUCAUUGG
Molecule: messenger RNA, 1773 nt
Organism: Centruroides sculpturatus (bark scorpion)
Lineage: Eukaryota; Metazoa; Arthropoda; Arachnida; Scorpiones; Buthidae
Gene: carmine
Product: AP-3 complex subunit mu-1-like
Exons: 14
Coding region: 88-1545 (485 amino acids)
Biological process (GO): intracellular protein transport; endocytosis
Cellular component (GO): clathrin adaptor complex; cytoplasmic vesicle
Source: RefSeq, a predicted model, not a curated record